Hypomesus transpacificus is the source of this 4409-nucleotide messenger RNA. Its product is annotated as zinc finger protein 658B-like. NCBI's taxonomy places the organism in Eukaryota, Metazoa, Chordata, Actinopteri, Osmeriformes, Osmeridae. The coding region runs from base 1198 to 2571 and encodes 457 amino acids. The record is from RefSeq and is a predicted model, not a curated record. The transcript has 2 exons.
AUGUUUUUUAUGACAUUCCGAGAGAUGGCAGUCUUGAGAGGUUCUGAAAGUUCCUAAAACAACUGUGGUCAAAAAAGCUGUUGAGGGAGCAAAAGGAACCAAAAAAUAAAAUAAAAAUCUCCGUUAAAAUGCUAAAAAACAUACGAAAGAUGGAGUCAGGUAAAAAACGAAGUGAUAAAUCUAUUGACUGUUUUGAUAUUGACAUGUAAAACCCUCAAAAAUCAGUGAAACGAGUCUGAAAAAGUGAGAGAUUGCGGCUGUUGCGCAAUCGUUCCAGGCUCGCUUCAGGAAGGCGAGUUGUAAGGGAGGGGGUGAGCAGGUUUGUUAAAAACAAGGGCGUUGCCCUGAGCAAUGUGUGAAUAUUGUAAAUCAGCAAUAGAAGGAAACCAAUAAAAUAUGAGAACAGUAAUUUAACUAACUAAAAGUAAUUACCGAGUGAAAAUUUAUGAAACUAAUUAGUAAAAAAUGGUCAAUUUGAGAAAAAUUAAGGUAAUGGAAAAAUACAACUCAAUUUCAGGCCAUAACUUCUUUCGUUCUUCCCAGUCCUCCCUUGGUAACAUUUCAGCAAAGCGUAUGCCCUUUUCCUUGCAGAUUUGAGAGUCCUUGGUCCGUCGAAACCUCUUCCUUCAUCCGUCUUGGGCCAAACAGAAUGGUGACGUGUAUGGUCUUAUUGUCCAUCCUCUUUCCAACUCUAUUUACUAUAUCAACUGCAUCUUCAAUCUUAGCCUCAAGCUCCUGGACGAUCCUUCCCGGGAUUUGGACAAUUACGCUCUGAUGUUUUCAUCCUUAUUUUCUUCCAAGGUUUCAAACUUAGUAAAAAUAAGGAAACAUUAUUCUAUGCAAAAGCUAGAAGUAUGACCCAAGUUCGAGAUUCGAACACUAAUUAUUGGGGGAGAUAAUUUUGUAAAUGUUGAAUGGAGUUAAUAGAAUAAAAACGACCGGAUGAUUCGGAAGUCAAACACGAAAUGCAAUAACCAUAGACAUGUGCAAUACCACCUACAUCCACCGUUGCUUCAAGCCGAGGGGUGGGGGUCUGGUCUGUUUACCUCCCUAAUUUUCUCACCACAGCAGGCAAAGUUGUGAAUCAAGCUCAAGAGAACAGCAGAGAGACUCAACCAGAGAGAAACAAGUUUCCAGAGACUACACACCAGACAGGACCCUGAGAAACCAGACAGAGAACAAAGAGAGGUCUGAGUUAUGAAGACACAUCAGUGUGACACCUGUGGGAAGGAACUUUCCUCAUCCAAGAACCUCAAGUACCACAUGAUGAUCCACACUGGAGAGAAGCCCUACAGCUGUGACCACUGUGGGAAAUCUUUUAGAGACUCUUCUUGUUUCAGAGGUCACAGCAGGAUCCAUACUGGGGAGAAGCCAUACAACUGUGACCUCUGUGAUAAAUCCUUUAACCAUACUUGCGCCUUAAAAGAUCACCGCAGAAUCCACACAGGAGAGAAGCCCUACAGCUGUGACCUCUGUGGUAAAUCCUUUAGCCGGGCUGGCCAUUUCAGAGCCCACAACAGGAUCCACACUGGGGAGAAGCCCUACAGCUGUGACUUCUGUGGGAAAACAUUUAGUCAAAGACAUUCUCUCACUUUUCACAACAGGAUCCACACUGGGGAGAAGCCCUACAGCUGUGACGUCUGUGGGAAAAUAUUUAGUCAUGCAGGUUCUCUCACUGUUCACAACAGGACCCACACAGGAGAGAAGCCCUACAGCUGUGACUUCUGUGGUAAAACCUUUAGCGACUCUUCUACUUUCAGAAGUCACAGCAGGAUCCACACUGGAGAGAAGCCCUACAGCUGUGACUUCUGUGGUAAAACCUUUAGCGACUCUUCUACUUUCAGAAGUCACAACAGGAUCCACACUGGGGAGAAGCCCUACAGCUGUGACGUCUGUGGGAAAACAUUUAGUCAUGCAGGUUCUCUCACUGCUCACAACAGGAUCCACACAGGAGAGAAGCCCUACAGCUGUGACGUCUGUGGGAAAACAUUUAGUCAGGCAGGUACUCUCACUCUUCACUACAGGACCCACACAGGAGAGAAGCCCUACAGCUGUGACUUCUGUGGUAAAACCUUUAGCGACUCUUCUACUUUCAGAAGUCACAGCAGGAUCCACACUGGGGAGAAGCCCUACAGCUGUGACUUCUGUGGUAAAACCUUUAGCCAGGCUGGCAAUUUCAGAGCCCACAGCAGGACCCACACAGGAGACAAGCCCUACAGCUGUGACGUCUGUGGUAAAUCCUUUAGCCAGGCUGGCAAUUUCAGAGCCCACAGCAGGACCCACACAGGAGAGAAGCCCUACAGCUGUGACGUCUGUGGGAAAACAUUUAGUCAGGAAGGUACUCUCACUCUUCACUACAGGACCCACACAGGAGAGAAGCCCUACAGCUGUGACGUCUGUGGGAAAACAUUUAGUCAUGCAGGUUCUCUCACUCUUCACAACAGGAUCCACACAGGAGAGAUGCCCUACAGCUGUGACCUCUGUGGUAAAACUUUUACCCGGGCUGGCAAUCUUAGAACUCACUGCAGGACCCACACUGGAGAGAAGCCCAUACAGCUGCCCACACUGUGACUAUUCAUGUAAAACAAAUGGCAAUCUGAAGUGUCACCUGCGUAUCCACAAUAAAAAACAAACCAAAGCAGUGAAGUCUGGGGCCAAGCUGUCCCAGCAGUCACCACCUGAGAGAACUUCUGUAUGACCCACACCUGGAAGAACUACUGGCCUACACCUACUGGGACAGCACGUGCAGUAACACCAAAUCUACAGUCCAACAUGACAGCACAUGCAGUAACACCAGAUCUACAGUCCAACAUGACAGCACAUGCAGUAACACCAGAUCUACAGUCCAACAUGACAGCACAUGCAGUAACACCGGACCUACAGUCCAACAUGACAGCACAUGCAGUAACACCAGAUCUACAGUCCAACUUGACGGCACAUGCAGUAACACCAGAUCUACAGUCCAACAUGACAGCACAUGCAGUAACACCAGAUCUACAGUCCAACAUGACAGUGUAACCGACGUGGUAUUGCAAGCUCCAUCAGAGGUAUACGGGCCACUGUCCGCUCCGACCAGGAGUCGAACCGACCACCUCUGACUUCCAAAGCGCCACCACUACUACGCCAACGAAAAGUUAGCAAUUCGUUGACGCGGAUGGCCCGUUACAUACUUGAGGAGUGAGUUUCACCACACACAGGCUACAACAGCACAUGCAGUAACACCAGAUCUACAGUCUAACAUGACGGCACAUGCAGUAACUCCAGAUCUACAGUCCAACAUGACAGCACAUGCAGUAACACCAGACCUACAGUCCAACAUGACAGCACAUGCAUGUAGCUAAAAGUCUAGGAAAGUUGAGGAUACUCUUCGCUAGGUACCUACGAAAACGUCUUAAUCUGCUAGACAGGUGGGUUCCCCUUCGUUCUUUUGGUGAGCAGUCUCACGAGCCCAACUUACCCGGCGUCAUGGAGCCGACCCUGCGGCUAAACAGUUAUUUAAGACAGAGACAGAGACAGAGAGAGAGACAGAGAGAGAGAGAGAGAGAGAGAGAGAGAGAGAGAGAGAGAGAGAGAGAGAGAGAGAGAGAGAGAGACAGACAGACAGACAGACAGACAGACAGACAGACAGACAGACAGACAGACAGACAGACAGACAGACAGAGACAGAGAGGUUGUCAACCUGUUUUCAGUGAUGUACCCCUUGUGAAAUAAUUUUCAGCCAAGUACCCCCUAACCAGCGCAGCGCAUUUUUGAUUGAAAAAAAGAUGUAGGCCCUAAUACACAGUGCUAUGCCAUUGUAACAGAUGUAGUGAUGUGGAAAAAACAUCAUUCUGUUGUAAUUAUGAAGAUGGUUAAUGAUGAUGGACUUAAAGAUAUUUGUAAUCACUCUUUGGUAUAUGCUAUAUUAUUGAAAAACGUAUUAAUUCAAGUUAUAUUAGUGGAAACCAGAUGCAAAGCUGUUGGCUGAUUAUUGUUAUCCCUACACAAUGGUAGGAGACAUGAAGCCCAAAAUAUAAGGUUUAAAUAAUUAAAGGAUGAAUGGGGGAGAGGAGCAUGUGUAUGCUUUCAUAAAGGACCAGGAUGCAUAGCUAUAACUUAUGAGACAUAUUUGUGGCCUUACGCCCAGAAGCCUAAUGCAGCUGGCUGUUCAAGGUCAGAAAGAGCCUCAUUUCAAGCAGUGUCUAUGUAGGAAAGUACCUGUUUUGAAUCCCCUGAGACAAGGGAUCCGCUUUGUAAGAUGACCUAAUGUCAAUGUAACCAACAAAUAUCGUACCAUAUUAACAUAAAAUGGGGAGAAGACUAUAUAAGUUAAAUUGUCCGGAGAAAACUUCAGUCUGAUCUCGGGAUCACGCUCACGUUCUAUUGGGCAUCUUUGUUACCUGAGAACCAAUAAAACACUUUGCAUCAAC